AUGAGUACACGAAGAAAUGGUAUCUCCAGACAUCAGCGGGUUGAUAAUAUCCGUGGUGAAGGGCCAAACUGGAUCCUAAUUGCAGGAGGGGCCUUGUUGAGCACUUUGUCCAUCCGCUUUGGAUACAAAUUAAAGCAGUCAAAUGACUCAAAACCUGGUGGAUCAAAACCCAAUGGAACAUCUGACAGAGGAAGAUCUCGAGGAUGCUGCUUGCAUUCUAACGCAUCUCCCUGUGAAAGGAACAAUGAUUGUUGCUUCCACUGCACUCCCGGAACUGAGAAUGUGGAGGGAAACCAUACUACAAACGAGCAAAUGGUGGAUUCCAGUAACUCGCUGCCUCUUGUGACGGUUACGGCUCCAUCAUUUAGCAAAGAGAAUGGAGUCAUGUGGGGAUCUUCUCUUGAUCACCUGGAAGUGCCAAUGAAACCAUACCAUCACCAAUCAACCUGCUCAGAUUCUCCUUGUGUAUCUGAAUCAGGCUCAGACAUCUUCAGCAAGCGAGAAGUGAUACAGAAACUGAGGCAGCAGCUGAAGAGACGCGACGAGAUGAUAGUUGAAAUGCAGGAACAGAUUCUCGAGUCGCAAAGCUCGCUUAACGCGCAGGUGGCACACUCUAGCCAUCUCCAAACGCAGCUAGACGCAACAAACAGGGAUCUUUUUGAAUCAGAGAGAGAAGUUCAGAGGCUUAGAAAGGCAAUCGCUGAUCACUGCGUUGGACACGCAGGUAGCAACGGUUGGAAUGGGGAUGCGAACGGGUUUAUGGACAGCGAAAGCAACUAUGAGUCAUCGGAGAAGGGAUUAAAGGAUGGAGAAAGAAUAGAGAUGUUGAGAAAGGAAGUUGGUGAGCUUAAAGAAGUGAUAGAUGGGAAAGAGUAUUUACUUAGGAGCUAUAAGGAACAGAAAGUUGAGCUUUCACAGAAGGUCAUAGAGCUGCAGCAGAGACUGGAUUUACAGCUCCCAAACAUUUUGUAG
This is a messenger RNA of Microthlaspi erraticum, 972 nucleotides long. The record is from the annotation of a GenBank genome assembly. NCBI's taxonomy places the organism in Eukaryota, Viridiplantae, Streptophyta, Magnoliopsida, Brassicales, Brassicaceae.